This is a messenger RNA of Artibeus jamaicensis (Jamaican fruit-eating bat), 2579 nucleotides long. It is a transcript of the gene PHACTR4, whose product is annotated as phosphatase and actin regulator 4. The coding region runs from base 343 to 2544 and encodes 733 amino acids. The record is from RefSeq and is a predicted model, not a curated record. Gene Ontology annotation, biological process: actin cytoskeleton organization; neural crest cell migration. Gene Ontology annotation, molecular function: actin binding. NCBI's taxonomy places the organism in Eukaryota, Metazoa, Chordata, Mammalia, Chiroptera, Phyllostomidae. The transcript is spliced from 16 exons.
AAACUAUCCUACCUCCUUAAACUGGUCAGAACUGACAUGGAAGAUCCACUUGUGCGCACCCUGGAAUGACAGGCAUUCCUGUGUGAAGAGAGCCGGCGUGAAGACGUAUUUGUAAGAACCACAAGUGCCCAGGCCGGGACAGGGAAAGAAACUCCAGCAGAGUGACCUCAUACCAUUUCCUGAUGUUUGGCAGUGACACUGAGAGAGGAGUGCACGUCCCCUCCUUAUGUGGAUUUAUCUUUUAAGAAAAGUUCGCUUUGGUCCAGCACAGUUUGUUGUCGUGAGACACAUCAGACAAUAUAAUCAUGGGGCAAGCUGAUGUCUCCAGACCGGUAAAUCCAGAUGCAACUGACGUCUCCAGAGAACCCUGAGACAUGCUCCAGAACUCCCAAUGGACUUUUGAAGAUAGAAAAUAACCUGAAAAACCGAUCAGAAGAAGCAGGCCAGCCCCCUGCCGACCCGGGCAUGAUCAUGGACGGCGUGGAAGCAGGAGGAGACACGACGCCUCCCACCAAAAGGAAGAGCAAGUUCUCAGGCUUUGGCAAGAUCUUCAAGCCCUGGAAAUGGAGGAAAAAGAAAAGUAGCGAUAAAUUCAAAGAGACAUCCGAAGUUUUAGAGCGAAAAAUAUCUAUGCGAAAACCGAGAGAAGAGCUGGUUAAAAGAGGGGUUCUGUUGGAAGACUCUGCACCGGAUGAUGAGGAUCCAGGGAAGCUAAACCAUGCCCUGUUGAAGAAUGGCCAUACCACCCCCAUAGGGAGCACCAGGUCUUCUAGUCCAGUCCAAGUAGAGGAAGAGCCAAGUAGAAGAAUAGCAGGUCUUGGGAAACCUGUUCCAGAAGAGGACCCAAAGAAGCGCCUAGGCUCAACUGGAAGCCAACCUAAUUCUGAAGCAGAAUCCAUUCCUGAAAAUGCACCCAAACAGCCUUUACUUCCCCCUAAAAGACCAUUGUCCUCUUCUCAUGAAGCAAAUGAAGGGCAAGCAAAGGGUGCCUCUUCCUCUGGCAGCACAGCAAGGUCCAUCUCCUCCACCUGCAUCGCCGCCGUUGCCGCUGCACCUGCUGCCACUGCUGCCACCACUGCUGCCGCCACAAACCUACCAAAAACUGUUAACUCCUCCGUCCCCCCUUCCCCAGCACCCAGGACUCUGCCUGCUGCUCCUGCCAGCACUAACACUACUGCCACCCUGAGCCUCCCUCAUCCGGUCCCUGCCAAGCAGCCCCCUAUCCCUCCCCCUAAACCAACAAACAGAAAUAGCAACCCUGUCGUUGCAGUAAACAGUGGUACAUUGUUGUCAAAACCAUCCCCACCCUUACCACCUAAAAGAGGCAUUCCAUCAACCUUGGUACCCACCUCGGAGUCUGCCACCACCACCAUCACCACAAAAGCACCAAGUGAUCACAGAGAGAAGAGCACGUGUUCUGUGGGUUCCGAACAGCUGUUGAUGAUCCCACCUCGCUCUCCAUCCCCCCCACUGCCUACUCAUAUACCUCCAGAACCCCCACGGUCCCCUCCAUUCCCUGCUAAGACUUUUCAAGUCAUGCCAGAAAUGGAGUUUGCACCUUCCUUAGACCUACCCCAGGAGGUUCUCCAGCAGCAGGACCAGAAAAAGGAAGUACCCAAGGGGAUGCUGGAUCACAGCUUUGGGGAGCCCCAUGUACCCUCUAGACUGCCCCCUCUCCCGCUGCAUAUCCGAAUCCAGCAGGCCCUCACCAGCCCACUGCCCGCGAUCCCUUCCUUGGAGGGCUCCCACAGAGCUCACUCGUUGCUCUUCGAGAACAGUGACAGCUUUUCUGAGGACAGCAACACCCUGGGUCGUACCAGGUCACUUCCCAUCACUAUUGAGAUGCUGAAAGUUCCAGACGAUGAAGAAGAAGAGGAGCAAACCCACCUGUCUGCAUUCAGUGAAGACUUGCCACCUACCUCAGUCGUUCCUAAACUACCACAGUGUCUGCAGGAGGAAGAGGAGGAGAAGGAGAGUGACUCAGACUCAGAAGGUCCCGUUCAAUACCGAGAUGAAGAGGAUGAAGAUGAAAGCCAGAACAGUGCUCUGGCCAACAAAGUGAAGAGGAAAGAUACACUGGCAAUGAAGUUGAACCCUAGACCCAGUGAACCAGAGUUGAACUUGAACUCUUGGCCUCGAAAAAGCAAAGAGGAGUGGAAUGAAAUACGGCACCAGAUUGGGAACACACUGAUCCGACGACUAAGUCAAAGACCAACGCCAGAAGAACUUGAACAACGAAAUAUAUUACAGCCUAAAAAUGAAGCUGAUCGUCAGGCAGAAAAACGCGAGAUUAAACGGCGGCUCACAAGAAAGCUCAGUCAAAGGCCAACUGUGGCUGAGCUACUGGCGAGGAAGAUUCUGAGGUUUAAUGAGUAUGUGGAGGUAACAGAUGCUCAAGAUUAUGACCGGCGAGCCGAUAAACCGUGGACCAAACUGACCCCUGCCGAUAAGGCUGCCAUAAGAAAAGAACUGAAUGAAUUUAAAAGCUCGGAGAUGGAGGUUCAUGAAGAGAGCAAACAUUUUACACGCUACCAUCGUCCAUGAUGCUGAAGGUUGAGAGAGGAACUAAACAGCCCUCC